Molecule: messenger RNA, 984 nt
Organism: Chlorella variabilis
Lineage: Eukaryota; Viridiplantae; Chlorophyta; Trebouxiophyceae; Chlorellales; Chlorellaceae
Exons: 9
Coding region: 1-984 (327 amino acids)
Cellular component (GO): plasma membrane
Source: RefSeq, a predicted model, not a curated record
AUGCAGGCCGGCCAAGGCAGCGCCGCAGUGCUGCUGACGCCCACCCGCCAGCUGCGCAAGGGCACGCCCGAUGGCCAGUACGACAGCGAUAGCUCAGAGGGCGGCGACAGCGGCUCCUGCAGCAUUGUGGCGUCUGUGGGCAGCUUUUCGUGGGAGCUGUUGCCAGCCAGCCAGACGCUCAAGGUGGGUGAGCUGACUUUCGUCUUCAGCACGGAUCAGCAAGACUCGUUCCUCUUGGUGACCCUGGCGAUGAACACGGAUGCUGAGGCUGUGGGGAUGCUGGAGGCCAUCCUCGAGAGCUGUACCACCUUCAGGCACGGCUACUUUGCGGGGGAGGUCGCUCUCGCCGAGCACGCCUACAAGAGCAGCCUCGCGCAAGGCGUGGAAGGCAUGAGCAAGAGGCUCGCAACCGGCCUGCUGGCCUCGGCUGCCUAUGCUGCCAAUAGCAUCACCAAGAGCGCUGCCAAGCUGACACCUGCGGAGCCCACCGCCACACCAGUGGCUGUCUCCCCCAAGCUGAAGAAGAGGCUGCGCCAGACGGAGCGGAUGGCAGGCUUCACAGCCAAGGCGGUGCAUGGAGCCGUCAGUGGCCUGGCGUGGAUGGGUGCCAAAGUCGCUGGUGGCGGCACGCUGCGCGAGAUGGCGCAAGCCUCGGUACUUGGCUUCGGCGAAGUAUGGGAUGCGAUGGAGAGCGCGGGCAAGGUAGUCUUGCUGUCAAGUCGCGACGGUGUUUCUGACGUUUUGCGUUUCAGGUAUGGUGACGAUGCUGCGGAAGCGAGCGUGAGCAGCAUGAAUGCGGCGGGCCACUCAGCAGAUGCGCUCUAUGCAGUGCGCAAGAUUGGCGUGAAAACAGUGGCCAAGGCAGCAGCCAAGACGACAGCCAAAGGCGUUCUACACCAGUGGGCUGGCCUGGAGGGCGGGCAGGUCAAGACCAGCAGCACUCCCGCCCCGCUGCCUGCCACGCCCACCGCCCCUGGGCCGUAA